AUGGCCAAAUUCCUCGAUUAUAUCACUUAUGGAUAUAUGAUUGACAAUGUAGCCCUGUUGAUCACAGGUACUGUUCAUGAACGUGAUAAGAGUGAGAUUUUGGAGAGAUGUCACCCUCUGGGUUGGUUUGAUACAUUGCCUGCUCUGUCAGUGGCAACUGAUGUAGAAAGUUUGUACGAUACUGUUCUUGUGGAUACGCCAUUAGCUCCCUACUUCAAGGGAGUGUUAUCAGCGGACGAGCUCGACGAUUUGAACAUUGAAAUCAUUCGUAACAAGUUGUACGGGGCUUACUUGAAAGAUUUCCAUGAGUUUGUUCAGACUUUGCCGUCGCCAUCUGACGAGAUCAUGAGCCGACUCCUCAACUUCGAGGCAGACCGCCGAGCUAUCAACAUCAGUCUCAACUCGAUCGGAACCGAGCUGACCAAAGAAGAACGUGCAUCUCUGUUACCCGAGUUCGGCACUCUAUAUCCAGCAGCCACCGAGUCACUGUCACGAGCCGACGACGUCGAGCAGGUCCGCAAUGCCGUCGAGACCUACGGCGGCGAUGCGUUCACCAACCUGUUUGACAACUCGUCACACAAAUCGAUCGAAGACCAUUUCUACCAACGCGAGAUGGAGCUCUGCAAAGCAGCCUUCACCCAACAAUUCACCUACUCCACCAUCUGGGCCUGGAUCAAGACCCGCGAGCAGGAAAUCCGGAACAUCACCUGGAUCGCAGAGUGCAUUGCCCAAAACCAGAAAGAACGCAUCUCCAACUACAUCUCCGUUUUCUAA
Sugiyamaella lignohabitans is the source of this 774-nucleotide messenger RNA. It is a transcript of the gene VMA6, whose product is annotated as H(+)-transporting V0 sector ATPase subunit d. The record is from RefSeq and is a predicted model, not a curated record. The transcript has a single exon. The coding region runs from base 1 to 774 and encodes 257 amino acids. Gene Ontology annotation, cellular component: fungal-type vacuole membrane; proton-transporting V-type ATPase, V0 domain; vacuolar proton-transporting V-type ATPase complex. Gene Ontology annotation, molecular function: proton-transporting ATPase activity, rotational mechanism. NCBI's taxonomy places the organism in Eukaryota, Fungi, Ascomycota, Dipodascomycetes, Dipodascales, Trichomonascaceae. Gene Ontology annotation, biological process: proton transmembrane transport; vacuolar transport; vacuolar acidification.